AUGCCGUUGGACCUAUUCCAAGAAAAUGGGAACAGCAAACACUACAACUUUACUGAACUUCGUUUGGAGAUCAUUGGAAACAAAGACCUUAAAUUUAAAUUGUUGAAUGAUGUCACAUUUAUGAACCAGUUGGUGUCCAUCUUUGCUGACAGCAUUUCUAAAUUUAAUAUACUGGCAAAUGACCCAGUGUAUACUUUGAAUAAGUUGGAGGAACCAGUAGUUAUACUUCAUAUUCUCAGCUCCUUUGCCUCAGAGAUUGAGUCUUUGAAUAAUGACAGUGUUUCCGGGUCAAUUGGGAUCAUGCAGUUAGCACUAGAUCCAAUCACGCAACUCCUUAACCAUUUUGUUGAGACUUUUGUUCCGCUGCUACGUGUGACAGAUGGUGACAAGUACCUAUUUCAAGUUGAAACGUUAAUGGGUCACUGCUUGGACAUUUUAAUAAUAUUGUCCAAUCUUCGACAAAAUCAAAUAGAUCCAAACCGAGUGUGGCGAUUUAUUGCAUUAUUAUUGAUUGCUACUGGUAAUACUCAUGACCAUCUAACCAAGUUACAUCCAAGCAUAAUCAUAAAACUGUUGAGAUUGGUACCAUUGGUGCUUACCACCGCGGUUCCUUUGAAAAACAACGCAAUCUUGACUUUAUCUGUGGUUUUGUUAAGCCGAUUAUCAUCGGACUGCCAGUUAAUUGUGUCCACACAUUUAUCCGAACUAUACCGCUCUCCAGAAGACCUUUAUUGGGUUGCAUUUGAGGACGAUCAUCUCCCUAACGUUGAUUUAAAUGCUGCAUUAAUUGACGAAAUGAUAAGUGUUGAAUUAUUGUUGGAGUUAAUUACUGCAGCUGCCCAAGUAAUGAGCUUCUCGAAGAAUUAUCAUGACCCUUUCCUUUUAGCUGGUCGACAAAACACCCCUCUAGGAAUAUUCUUGAGUACACCAUUAUCAAAGCCGGUGAUACCAAUUACCGAAAUCUAUACUUCGUUGCUUUUGUUAAUGAAAGUGAACUCAAAAGGGCUUAAUCUUGCUUCGCUUAAUUUGUUGGUUCUAUUGUUGGAAAAUUUAAGUGUUCUGGAGGUGUUACUGGAGAGUAUAAUCUUUCGUAAUUAUGAGAAAUUAUUUGCAAGCAUAGUGCAUCUAUUGGACAGUGGUAGUAACCCCAAUGGUGGUGAUGAGAUGAAUGGUAGUAAGGGCUCCAAGAAUAAAGGCACUUUACAUAUAAAUCCAGUUUUUGACGAAGAAUCAACGUCUAAUGCUUCCUUAUUCUUAACUUCAGCAGUAAAAGUCUUGGCUGACUUGUGUACACUGUACCCUACAUUAAGCAAUAGGAUAUGUGAUACGAAUAUUGACUACAAGUUAAUUUCCAAGGUGGAAUAUUGUUAUAAACACUCAGGGUUAUUUAAAGUAUUUGAAGAUUUGAAACUCAGAUCAAAGUUUGGGACAGUUUUGGUUGAUUUCACCUCAAUGCCUAUCAGGGAUGCCUACUCCGCCGAAUUAGCAGAUCUUCUUUUGCUUCUAAGUGUAUACACAAGUGAGCGGGAGGAGUAUCGAAAUAGGUUGGUUUCAUUUUACCAAAGUACAGGGACAAAUAUACCCCAAGUGAUUUUCGAUAUCGUUGAAGAUUACCACUUUCUUCUCAACCAAAUGCGUUUAUUGCAAAAGAUUUUGAGUCAUACAGUCAAGACCAAAAGCCUCGAAAGUGAGAGAGUCAAGCACAACAUAUCUUGGCUUGGGAAAAACUUGGGAGUGAUUAGCAAAUUAGAAAAUUCACCACUUUUCACUCACUGUCUUUACUUUAUACGCUCACAAUCACGAUCGGUGGCAACUUUGAGAACAUUUUUUGUGGAGACCAAUUCAUUCAAAAGUUUUGUAACACGAGACAAUAAGGAUACUUUAUUGACCGGUAUUGCCUCAUUUUCAUCAAAUAUUCUGACAAUAAGGCCACGCAUAGAACCAGAGUCAACUUCAAUCAUCACUUCAGAGCCGGGGCUGACUCUGUCAGCAGGAGGUUUUGUUACCAAUAUUUUGGAAAUCAUUCGACUUUAUGAAACUCUAGAUUUAACAAGAAGCUUUAUCUUUAGAGUCAACAAAAACAAGUUUGUGCAAGAAGUUGCUUUUAAAAAGUCCUUCAUGACUAAUAAGGCGUUGUGUGUUAGCCUUUUAGCCAACUUUAUCCUUGACUUCAGCUCGUUCAGGUAUAAAAUCAUUGGCUACGAGAAUUUUCUAUCAAGUUUGUCUAUAAUCUAUCAAAAUUCUGCAACCGACUUUGAUGUUGAUGUCUCUGGUUUAACUGAGGAGGAUAUAUUUGAAAGAAAUGUGAUGCAAUUGAAAAUACUACAAGUUAUGAAAAACUUUAUGUACAACGAAGCAUCUGAGAAUAAGCAAGAAGUGUUGAAUUUUUUCCCAUUGAGUCUUAUACUUCAAAAGGCAAAUUAUGGAAUUACCGGUCUGGGAACCUCAUCUGUACCAACGGAAACAUCGGAAACAAAACUCCGUCAGAAAGUUGUUGCGUUUGAGAUUUUGCGAAAUUUCACAGCAGGAUCACCUUCUUUCUCUCAAAUUUUAAGAGAGUCUUAUAUCGAUGAAUAUUUGAACAAUGAGAAGCCGGAGUUACAACCAUUGCUUCCACAGAACUGGUCCGAAUUUGUGAUUAGAAACUUGACUGAGGCAUCCAUUUUCACACCACAAAGCACCCAAAGCUUCAAUUUUGACAAUGAUGAAACAUUGGUGGAGUUAAUUGGGAAUGAGGAUUAUGUCAAGAUGGUUAGAUCUAUAAACUUCACUGAGGAUCAUACCUACACUGUCAUUGAUAAAUUGAAGCAAGAACUUUUCCCUAACGACACCUUAUUGCACAUUUGGAUGAGAUUGCUUUCAUUUAAGUUGCCAGAACUGGUAAUAAGUAAUGUCAACUACAACCCGCAGUAUUUGACGAAGAACCUAAACAUGAUCAAAAUUUCCAUCGCAUGGAUUCUUGUCAACUUGACCUGGAAAUCAUCGGUCUUUGGAUACGAUAUCCAGAAUUAUACUGAUUAUGAAGUAUAUCAAACUGUUGAUACCCUGAGAAUCAAAAGGGCGUUGUCACAGCAAGAGAAAAAUGAGCAACCGGUCACAGAACAGCCAGAAAAGGAACAGGAAUUGGUAGGUGAUGAGCUAUCAGUGUAUGACCGUGCUAAAUAUUUGGAUAAAUUUGGAUUCACAAAGGUAAUUUAUGAUGUGCUUACUGAUUAUUCAAGAAGAGCAUCGAAAAUUCCUCGAGCUAGUUUAGCGUCCGAUAGCUCUAUCGAGCCUGAAGUCUUUGAAAAGCUUAGAAGUGCAUUACAUCAAAUCAACUAUCUAUGUCGUGGUGUUCGUUCUGGUGGUUUUGUGCCAGAUUUGAGAACCAAGCAUGCUAGUAAGAGUAAUGAGUUGAGGCUCCAACGAAAUCAAGACAAUUCAGUCGAUGUGGUUGACGAUAUUGGUGAUCUCGUGGAUGACGAAAUUAGGUACGAAAGAUCAAGGAGAAGAGAUGCUAUUGAUUCUGAAGAUGAUGGAAACAAUGAAGACGAAGAAAUGCGAGAAGAUGACUCUUCUGAGAGUGGUCCUGAGACGCAAGUCAGGCAAGUUGCGGGAAAUGAAAGUGACGAUUCAAAUGAAGAUAUGCCUCAUGAAUAUUGGGUGAUGUAA
Messenger RNA from Lodderomyces orthopsilosis Co 90-125, 3651 nucleotides. RefSeq lists its product as uncharacterized. Gene Ontology annotation, cellular component: GID complex. Bases 1 to 3651 code for a protein of 1216 amino acids. The transcript has a single exon. NCBI's taxonomy places the organism in Eukaryota, Fungi, Ascomycota, Pichiomycetes, Serinales, Debaryomycetaceae. Gene Ontology annotation, biological process: proteasome-mediated ubiquitin-dependent protein catabolic process. The record is from RefSeq and is a predicted model, not a curated record.